This is a messenger RNA of Mobula hypostoma (lesser devil ray), 3565 nucleotides long. It is a transcript of the gene invs, whose product is annotated as inversin. The coding region runs from base 185 to 3544 and encodes 1119 amino acids. The record is from RefSeq and is a predicted model, not a curated record. The transcript is spliced from 19 exons. Gene Ontology annotation, molecular function: protein binding. Gene Ontology annotation, biological process: protein localization to ciliary inversin compartment. Gene Ontology annotation, cellular component: ciliary inversin compartment; nucleus; cytoplasm. NCBI's taxonomy places the organism in Eukaryota, Metazoa, Chordata, Chondrichthyes, Myliobatiformes, Myliobatidae.
GUUAACAGCGGAAGUGGGGAAAAAUUGUUGCUGAGAAAAUUAGUGCUUUAUUUUACAGCUGGAAUUGUGCUGUCGGAAAGUAAUCUAAACAAAUGAACAGUUUAAGAAAUAACUGACAAUACUUUCUAUGCAACCAUCAAAGCAUCAAAUGUUUUCACUUGGAUAGAUAAAAGACAUAACGGUCAUGGCUGGAACCUUGAUUAGACCUGACAGGAGUACGAGUGGCGCAGAAAACUGGGUGCCGAAUAGCUCAGUGCUGACCUCCCAAGUACAUGCAGCUGCUGUUAAUGGAGACAAGUGUACAUUGCAUAAGCUCAUAGCAGCAAAUCCAGAUUUAAAAGAUACAGAGGACCAGUUUGGCCGGACGCCACUGAUGUAUUGUGUGCUUGCUGACAGAUUGGACUGUGCUGAAGCACUCCUUAAAGCUGGAGCUAAUGUCAACAAAGCAGAUCGCAGCCAGAGGACAGCCUUACAUCUUGCAGCACAGAAGGGAAAUUAUCGCUUCAUGAAGGCGUUGCUUGGACGGCGUGCAAAUUGGAUGCAGAAGGAUCUUGAAGAGAUGACUCCACUUCACUUAGCUACUCGGCACAAAAGUCCUAAAUGUUUGGCUUUGCUGCUUAAAUUUAUGGCCCCUGGAGAAGUGGACACCCAAGAUAGAAACAAGCAAACAGCACUACACUGGAGUGCCUACUACAAUCAUCCAGAACACGUGAAGCUGCUGAUAAAACAUGAUUCCAAUAUAGGCAUUCCUGACAUCGAAGGCAAAAUUCCACUACAUUGGGCUGCCAGUAACAAAGAUGCCACAGCUAUUCACACAGUAAAAUGCAUUCUGGAGGCUGCUCCCACUGAAUCACUACUGAACUGGCAAGAUUAUGAAGGGCGAACACCACUGCACUUUGCUGUUGCUGAUGGAAAUGAAGCUGUAGUUGAUGUAUUAACCAUGUAUGAAGGAUGCAAUAUAACAUCCUAUGAUAAUUUGUUUCGAACUCCUCUACACUGGGCAGCUUUAUUGGGUCAUGCCCAAAUAGGAUAUCUUCUGCUAGAAAGAAACAAGUCAGGUACUAUUCCAUCAGAUAGCCAAGGAGCCACACCACUGCAUUAUGCUGCUCAGAGCAAUUUUGGGGAGACUGUCGAAGUAUUCUUGAAUCAUCCAUCAGUGAAAGAUGACCCAGACUUGGAAGGGCGCACUGCUUUUAUGUGGGCUGCUGGAAAGGGCAGUGAUGAUGUACUCCAAACCAUGCUGAGAGUCAAAGCAGACAUCGACAUCAACAUGGCAGAUAAAUAUGGUGGAACAGCUCUGCAUGCUGCAGUCCUCGGGGGUCAUGUCAGCACGGUGAAGCUGCUGUUGGAGCACGGGGCACAGGUAGAUGCUAUGGAUGUGAUGAAACAUACACCACUCUUCCGUGCUUGUGAGAUGGGCCAUAAAGAGGUGAUCCAGACACUUAUUGAAGGGGGUGGCAGAGUGGAUUUGCUUGACCAAGAUGGCCAUAGUCCUUUACACUGGGCUGCCCUGGGCGGAAAUGCAGAUGUCUGUCAGAUCCUGAUUCAGAAUCUGAUUAACCCUAAUGUUCAGGAUUUUGCUGGGAGAACUCCCUUGCAGUGUGCUGCAUACGGAGGCUACAUCAACUGUAUGGCGGUGCUCAUGGAAAACAAAGCUGAUCCCAAUAUACAAGACAAGCAGGGACGAACGGCACUACAUUGGUCCUGCAACAAUGGUUACCUGGAUGCUGUGAAGCUUUUGUUAAAUUAUAAUGCCUUUCCUAAUCACAUGGAGACAAAUGAAGAAAGGUUCACUCCUCUUGAUUAUGCCCUGCUUGGAGAACAUCAGGAGGUAAUCCAGUAUAUGCUGGAACAUGGAGCGCUCUCUAUUGCUGCCAUUCAGGACAUUGCUGCUUCCAAAGUCCAGGCUGUUUAUAAGGGUUAUCUGGUUCGUAAGGCUUUCCAAGAAAGAAAAAAUCUUCUCAUGAAACAUGAACAACUUCGAAAGGAUGCUGCCAAGAAACGUGAGGAGGAGAGUAAAAGGAGGGAGGCAGAGUUUCUAAAAGAAAAGAGACUGGAAUCUGAGUUAAACGUACAACAAAAAGUUGGAAAUUUUAAUUGCCAUAUUCCAGAUGUUUGUUCAAUAAACGAAACGUGUUCCUCAGCAGCCAUCAUUUCAGAGGGUGGUCAAUUGGAGCAUAAAAUUAACGAGGAUUCAAAGAGACUAUCUAAAAGUAGAUUAGAAGAGAAAGGUUGGAGGAGUAUGGAUACCAUUCAGAGCCAACCACCAUCUGGAAAAAGAGAGAUGAAAAGAAGAAAAGAUCAUCACAGGAAAAGUUCCAAAAAUAAGCUGAAUAAUCACCAGCCGUUCAAUGAACAAAAUGUCUCUGGUGAACUGCAUGCUUCCAGACAACUUACGCCUUCAGAAAGAGGUGACAGAACUGAGAAUUAUAAAAGGACUCCUGAAAGUACCAUUAGACUCACUGGUGGUGGAUCAAAACCUGCUGUCCUUCGAUCAGCCAGUGCAAUAAAAAAUGUAGUGAAACAGCAGAGUGCGUCUCCAUUACCUUGUAGCAGACAUAAAAAGAAAUCUGACUGCGAGGAGCUUGGAGUAGGACUGAAAAAUGGUCGAUUUUCACCUGCUGGUUCAAGCCGACCUGGAAGUGCCAAACCUAUUGUAAGCAAUAUUGACAAUACUGGCCAUAUUGGCAGCCAGACCUUAGAGAGCAUUACUCCUGCUUUGCAUUCUCCAAUUUCCCCAAAGCAUAAAAUUAGCAAUUCUACUGCAACAGCUGGAUCCAAUACAAAACAUAAUACCAUUGAAAAAGCAUCUCAGGACAGAACUGGAAUUUCUCAAUCUCUCAUCUCUCAAAGCUGUUCAUGUACUCCGCCGAGUCAUCAAAGUUCAGAUAUUCUGCUUAUUCCUUUGGAAGUCCGGGUACAAAUAGUGGAAAAGGAAAGACUCAGAAAAGAGCUUUUUCGAAAGAAGAAUAAUGCAGCAACAGUAAUUCAGAGAGCUUGGAAAAGUUACAGGGUACGCAAGAGGUUGCUCCUGCUCUUCCAUUGGCAACGUCAGAAUGGAGAUGGCGUUGAUGAGAUGUGGAAGCAGGAGAUGGCUGCCUUCAUUAUCCAAAUAGCCUGGAGGAAAUUUCUGAGUGGCAGUGUCCAGAAUGUUAUUUCCAUGAAAAGCUCUGGGAGCUCGGGUGUUGGGACAGUGAAGCAGCACUCAGUAUUAAAGCAAAUUUAUGGGAAACCUCAGGAAGAGAAAGGACACAAUUCACAACGAUUGUUCCCUCUCAGAAAUAAUCAAGUAUCUGUCCGGAAAUCCUCUGGAACCCCGGUGAAAAGCGUGUUUCGAAGAGUCAGAUCGGCCUGCAGUACUUCACUGGGUUCUAGGAAUCAUUCCCAGGUUAUGCUUGGCUUGACCUCCUUCAGUGGGCACACUCACUUGAGUAACCUUCAAAAUGUUCAGCUCCUGGGAAACACUGGAAAUUCUAAACAGUUCUCUUACAACAUGCGACCACACACAUCAGGGAUGACGCAUAAAACUAGACCCAAAGAAUAAUGCAGCAACGCAGGACUGUAU